AAGAAAUAUUGACUUAACGACAUUUGACACAGCUAGCUUCCACAAGUCUGGUUGCCUCCUCUAUACUUCCACGGGUUAUACUGGUUUACAUUGUCUGAAAUACUGGUCAGUCCGGCAACUUUGAACAUCUGGUAUUUGUGGACUGGCCAAAUGGACCGCGAUCGCGGAAGAAGUAUGAGAUUUGAUGACCGAAGAGGUGGUGAGAGUUAUCGCCCUUCAGGGAGAAUCUCUCGUUCGCGCUCUCGGAGUCGAAGACGACGCCCUAUUUCUCGCUCUCGCUCUCGAAAUCGAUCACCACCACGUUUAGCCGCUGACACAUGGGUACCGCAGAGCAGCCGCCAUUCAAAUAGAUUUCGCAGCCGAUCCCCUGCCAAUUUGCGCCGUUCUCGCAGCCCUCCAUAUCGCCCGCGUCAACGUCCACGUUCUCCUUUGGGACACAGGUCGCCACGGCAUGAGCGCCCCAGAUCACCCUUCGUAUCAUCAUGGCGCUCGCGAUCGCCUCCUGACUAUCACUCUUCACGAUUUGGUACUGAUGCCUCCCGAACCUCUUACAUACCAAGAUCACCGAGACGAGAUCAACCUUCACCACCUGGUAGAUAUCGCGAUUUUCCAUCGCCUUCCAGGUCGACAACAAACAGAGAAAGACAUCCAUAUCGCCAAUCUGGGGGUCGCUCCAGAAGCCCGUAUCGCAGGGAUAAAUCCUCUAGAAAUGACGAUCAAAAGAGAAGAACACGUUCUCCAGCUAAAUUAGGCUCAUCCGACCAUCUUUCUGCGCACAAUUCUGCAUCGACUUCAAGAAGAUCAUCCCCACCUGCUACUUUUGAGCGUCCGAGCGUAACACCUCUAGGACCAAGGAGUCGGUCUCCAGUGUCGUCAUCGCAACUUGAAUCUAAGCCAGUCGCAAAAGCUCAAGCGUCUUCUAUCACCAGUGCAUCUUCUCCACACCAAAGCCACGAUAAUGUGGUCCAUUCAUAUUCCGACUACACCUCAAGUGAUCGACAAUUAGAAAGAUCGGACAAAAUUGCCUCCAACCCUGUCUAUAGAGAUCGCGCUGAGCCAUCACCACGUCUCAGCACGUCUAUUGCGACCCUAGAUCGUCAAGAUCGUGCCAAGGAUUCCAAUUUAUCUGAUUUCCAGGGCUCUCAACAAGAAGCAACCCCCCCUGCAGCUCCUGACAUAUCUACAUCAGUACAAAAUCGUGCAUCUAAUACAUCUUUGCUUUCGGCCCCAACUAGACCUCGAGGAGCUGCAAGUUUUCAUAAUCGUGAACCCGCUUGGUCAGGACGACGCAUUCCCCCUACACAACAGGCUCCGCCUACUGGACCUCGGAACAGAUAUCCCCCCAACCAGCCAAGUAAUGAUCUACCACGCGGUCCCAGCUAUCGGUAUAGCAAUGGGCCACCUCCUACGCAUCCACGUAGCUCAAGGACGAAUUAUUUGGCCGCAUUACCACCGAUUGUGCCUGGGGGUAAACUUCUCCCAUCUGCCAUCGAUUUUAUGAUUGAAAAAAGACUCUUGCAUCUUGAGUCUGACGAGGCUAAAUUGGCAGACCAGGUAAUGGAGAAACAGAGCUUGAAGAGACUAGGACUAAGGGACUGGGAACGACUGGAAGGAGAAAGUGCCCUCAACGCUCUCAAAAGUGAACUCGCGGAGACGCAUCUUCAGCGCAUGAGCGAAGGAGAAGGACUCGGAGGCACCACCGCGUUUUAAACAAUAAGCUCUAAAGUGAUUCGGUUGUAUAGCAUAGUCAAGUGAUUCGAGUAUUCGUUUCCUUCCCAAGUCCAGAGUACAUUAGCAACCAGGAAAUUGCAUUUUGUAUUGUGCUGUAUAUGCUGUAUAUGCUGUGUGGUGUCUACAGCGGUGGGGUUGGACAAUACCAUUGGCGGGCCCCCCGGUCCCACUAGUACCUUUACAGCAGGAGCGGGGACGAUUAAUAUCCUGCGCGUUUGGACACAUGUUCCUUCCGCUUAUACUUAAUCCCUUCUUCCCUGACGACGCCCAGUCCAUUCUUUUCAACGACUUUUCAAGGCAGCCUUUAAUCGAUCGACGAAGCUCCUCUUUUCGUUGCCGGGCAAUCCAGCCGCCUCGUAUCUACUUUCUGAGAAUUAUACGCGCCAGAAACUGCUUCAAUUGCUUACAAAAUGAAUAUCUUCAGACUUUUAGGUACACAACAACUCC
Talaromyces proteolyticus is the source of this 2178-nucleotide messenger RNA. RefSeq lists its product as uncharacterized. The coding region runs from base 151 to 1710 and encodes 519 amino acids. The transcript has 2 exons. The record is from RefSeq and is a predicted model, not a curated record. Lineage: Eukaryota; Fungi; Ascomycota; Eurotiomycetes; Eurotiales; Trichocomaceae.